GCAUCACCAUCAUCCCCGAGUGACACCGAGACAGACACAGCCAAGAUGCUCCGCUCCACCCUCCGCCUCCUCGCCACGCCCUCCACCAUCGGCUCUCAAUCAUCCGGCCUCAAACGCGUCCCUCCCGCCCUUCUUCCCCCCAUCCUCCUCUACCGACGAAUCCUCCGCGGCCAUCGCAAAUUCCUGCCGCAGGAGAUGCGCGUCCUCGGAGACGAAUAUGUCAAGGCCGAGUUCCGGGCACAUCAGAAGAUUGACAACCCAAUUCACAUUGUAGCGUUUUUGAGCGAGUGGCAGAGUUAUGCACAGCAGGUCGAGGGCGAGAAUUGGAGGGGGGAGAAGAUGGACCGGGGCAAGAUUGAUAAGAUGAGUGAUGAGCAACUUGCACAAAUGUACGAACUCAUGCAAGCGAUUCGGAAACAGGAACUAGAAGACAACGAUCCCGAGUAUACACCGCAUCAGCCGCCUGCUGCAGCUGAGCCUGAGAAAUAGACAUUAGCAAACACUGGACACUGGACACUGAACACUGCAUUUCUCAAGGACAUGGCAAACGCCCUUGCAAACAACACUGCAUCAUAUGCCCAGAAGAUGUGCGAUUACCACCAAGGAAUCUCCACCGAAUAGCCCACCUUGGACCUUCCACAAUAUCACUUCCUCGAAUUCAUCAGAGCCUUCUGGUACUUUGGAAGGCUGUGGCUGCACCGCGACGAAGCCAACAUCCGUCGCCUCCUCUCCUGCGCGUGCCGAAACGAAACGCUGAAGAACCAAAUUCGCAACAGCUCUGGAGGAUUCACUCUCCUCUACGACGGCCCGACACCUAUCACCUUCACCGCCGCAUGCGACGGGCCAGUGGCUUGGAAGAGGUAUCACGAGUGGUGGAAGUACAUUGAACGGGGGAAAAAGUACUGCGAAAGCGCUCCAACAACACCACCAGAUAUCUGCCGCCAGCACCCACUCUACCCGGCAAUCGCCCUGUCUGUCCUCGCAUCCUGCGUCUGUGCCCUGGUUCUCUUUGGGCCUUGGCUUCUGGAUCAGUGGGAGUCCUAUCAUCCCUCAGAGAACGAAUAAGUCCUCGAAGAGAGGGAGAGAGGAGCGUGUGCGUGAGAGAGAGAGUGUGUGUGAACGAGCGACCAUGUGUAGGACCAUCUAUUGGAAAGCGCCCGAUUGCGGCCACACAUGGCUCGAGUUAGCACGACCUUGUGGACCAGACAUGAACCUUCUCACCUGUCCAGACUUCGGCGUUCGACAGCCUUUUGGCCCAGCAGAGAAGCCUCGUCGCUGUCGAUGGGCACCACGCAGAGCAUGCCCUUCGUGUAACCACGAUUCGCAUGACAUGCGAAAGAGACGCAUGAUUGUCGUGAAGCGGUAUGGGUGGAGAUUUGGUCUCGGCCCGGCUAAGCAGGAUAUUGGAGUCGAUAUCAUUACGCAUCGCUCGGCCAGGACGCCAAAAGGAAUGGACGUGGUACCGUUUUGUUGUAUUCUCAUGUGAGCGGUGCGUAUGGUAUGCUUGACGUGUGCACAUGUUCUAUUCUGUUCUUUUGCUGGAGGUAUGCUACAUUAGGUUGGGACAGUUAUGCUCUGUAUCUCUUACAACUACGAUACCUAGGUAACUACUUCCUCGUUGCUCUCCGAACUCUGCAACUGCACCAGCUCAAAGUACCUCCCACGCAACGCCAUCAACGUCGCAUGGGUCCCGCUCUCCACAAUCCUUCCCCCUUUCCCAUCAGCAUUAUCAAAGACCAAAAUAGCAUCGGCAUUCCGAACUGUAGACAGACGAUGCGCCACCGCAAUCGUCGUCCGCCCUCUUGCCGCAGCGUCCAGAGCCUUCUGCACCACGCCCUCGGAUUCACUAUCGAGCGCAGAAGUCGCUUCAUCGAGCAGCAAGAUCUUGGCAUCUCGGAGCAAGGCUCGCGCAAUGGCAAUUCUCUGCUUUUGACCUCCCGAUAACAUACAGCCUUUACUACCGACUACCGUGUCGAACCCUGCAGGGAGAGAGGUGAUGAAGUCGUAGAUAUUGGCUUCUUUGCAGACUUGGAUGAGUUUUUCUUCGGGGACGAUGGUUGUCAUGUUUUGUGAUUUUGCUUUUCCUUUUUCGUCUUCUUCUUCAUCUUCUUCGUCUUGUCGGUUGAUUGCGAGUAGCAAGUUUUGACGAAUCGUGCCUUGGUAGAGAGUCGGCUCCUGCAGUACGAGCGCGAUAUGUUUUCGAUAUGAGCUGAGGUGAAGAGUGGUGAUGUCUUUGCCAUCGACGUAGAUGGUUCCAUUCGUAGGGUCAUAGAACCGCUCCAAGAGAGCAAUGGUCGUGGACUUGCCACAGCCAGAAGCGCCGACGAGGGCGACAUAUUGGCCCGGUUGUACCUUGAAGUUCAAGCCUGCCAGGACUGGCUGUCCUGUUGGAUACGCAAAAUGCACAUCUCGAAACUCGAUCGAGCCUUGGAGAUGGUCUAGGACAUCGCCAUCUGAGCUCCAUACGUCGAUAGCGGGAGUUUGUUCGAAGAAAGUCUUCAACUCGGCAGCUGCCACUUUUGCUUUUGCCAUGUUGGGGGCGAGGGAAAACAUGUUUGCCGCUGAGCGUGUGCCGAAGAUGACGAGGAAGAAGACCAGGUAGAAUUGCUCCAGGGAGUAGGUCCCAAUCAAGCUACUGCCGUACCAGAACGCGAGAGCCAUGCAUAGAAAACCCAGGCUCUGACUUGCGGCGUAGAGCACACUGGAUUUGACAUUGAAUCGAAAGCUUCGAGAUGCCUGCGCAACCAGAAGGUUGUGAUAUUUCUGCCACACUUCAUUCUCGAGCGUCAGGGCGGCAAUAGUUUUCGUGGAAGACGUGGCUUCGCAGGCAUAUGAGGCACUUUCUCGAUAGGCAUCCUUGAGAUGCGCCUCGAAACGAGACAUGCUGUAGAUGGAGAGGAAGCCGGCCAGCAGGAGGAUCGGUACUGUGGCAAUGCAAACUAGUGCCAGUUUCCAUCCGACUGCCAGAGCCACAAUGUACCCAAUGAUGAGAGUCGCUAGUAAUUGAAAUAUGGUCCCGAGGGCAAGGCCUGACAUUCCCGCAAGAUGUGUAGUCUCUGUACUCAAAAACGACGUCAACGACCCGACCGUGUUCUCUGGACGAUCGAAGAAUGUUAUAUCUUGACGUAAAAUGGAUCGGAAAGCUUGGUCUCGACUGCGGUGGAUGAGACGUUCACUGCCAUAAGCGAACGACAGACCGAGUACUGUCGAACAAGCCAGCAUCACGAAUGCGAUCAUGACGAACAUGCCACUCCACAAUGCAAUGUCGGAACGAAGUCGUAGGUACUGGGAGGGAGGCAGCGAGAGUGUCACAAUGGCUUUCGCCAGGAUCACACACUGUACAGGUUCUCCCGCUCCGGACACAAUGGACGCUAUGAUUCCGAGCAGCAUAACUUUCCACUCUUUUCGGUUCAUGGAGCAGGUGAACUGGAUGAGCGACCAGAGUGAAGCCUUCCGUCGAGGCUUCUCUAUGGUAGUAGCGGAGUCAUCAACAGGGACAGCGUCAGCAUCGCUGAGACUGUCGAGCGAUAUCUUGCGGACAGACUGGAGGUCCAAGGCCUUUUCUCCUCCUGCUGCUUCAUAUGGCCAGGGGUUGGCCUUCUCGUCCCAGUCCACACCUGUUGAUUUAGUAUUUUGUGCCAUGUUCUGAGCCUCCACGAGCUCGUAGAAGGCACCCUUCGCGGCCAAGAGGUCUUCGUAAGUACCUUGCUCCACAAUCUUACCGCCCGCUGCCAUGACGACGACGGUAUCGACG
Sphaerulina musiva SO2202 is the source of this 3754-nucleotide messenger RNA. RefSeq names its product ACN9-domain-containing protein. Gene Ontology annotation, cellular component: mitochondrial intermembrane space; mitochondrion. The transcript is spliced from 4 exons. NCBI's taxonomy places the organism in Eukaryota, Fungi, Ascomycota, Dothideomycetes, Mycosphaerellales, Mycosphaerellaceae. The record is from RefSeq and is a predicted model, not a curated record. Gene Ontology annotation, biological process: mitochondrial respiratory chain complex II assembly; succinate metabolic process. Bases 46 to 489 code for a protein of 147 amino acids.